Molecule: messenger RNA, 2805 nt
Organism: Elaeis guineensis (African oil palm)
Lineage: Eukaryota; Viridiplantae; Streptophyta; Magnoliopsida; Arecales; Arecaceae
Product: U-box domain-containing protein 45
Biological process (GO): protein ubiquitination
Molecular function (GO): ubiquitin-protein transferase activity; protein binding
Source: RefSeq, a predicted model, not a curated record
CGUUCGUCCUUCCGUAUAUCACUCUCUCUCUCUCUCUCUCUCUCUCGCGCUCGCUUGCUGCGUUGGCUGCGAGAAAAUAGCGUGGCCUCGUCUCGCCCGGGCUUAGGAUUCGAAGAAACCCUAAUUUGGCGGAGGGGCGGGGAUGAGAUCUCGAUGGUUCGGGAGCCAGAGCCCUCUCUUGAUCUCUUCCCGGGCUCGUGGACGAAGCCUCCUUGGCAGAAUUUCUGGAUUGUUUUUGGGUAAUUAGUUUUGAUUUAAGGGAGCCAUGGAUUCUGCCGAGGUUGAAGAGAACCUGUUCGCACCUGGUGAUGCAAAGUUGCAUGGAGGCAUGUGUAAACAACUUUCUGCAAUUGUUUAUAAAGCUUUGGGGAUCUUUCCAGUCUUGGAGGAUGCAAGACCUAGAAGCAAGUCUGGUUUGCAGGCACUAUGUUCAUUGCAUGUAGCUCUCAACAAGGCCAAGAGCCUUCUUCUGCAUUGUUCAGAAUGCAGCAAGCUUUACUUGGCUAUAACUGGGGAUUCCAUUCUUAUGAAAUUUGGGAAGGCAAGAUGUGCUCUUCAAGAAGCUCUUCGGCGUGUUGAGGACAUAGUUCCGCAAGCCAUUGGUUGUCAGAUCAUGGAGAUUGUUGCUCAGCUGGAAGGCACUGUUUUUACUUUGGAUCCAUCAGAAAAGCAAGCAGGUGAGCAGGUGAUUGCGUUGCUUCAAAAGGAGAAAAGAUUUAAUGGUAAUUCCAAUGAUGGCAUGGAACUUGAAGUUUUCCACCAAGCUGCUUUAAAGCUUGGCAUUACAUCUUCUAGAGCAGCUCUUACUGAGAGAAGAGCCCUCAAGAAGCUGACUGAAAGAGCCCGUGCUGAGGAAGACAAUAAAAAGGAAUCCAUUGUGGCUUACUUAUUGCAUCUCAUGAGAAAAUACUCCAAGCUUUUCAGAAGUGAGACACCAGAUGAUACUGACUCUCAAGGAUCUGCUCCAUGUUCACCUACUGGCGUAGGCUCUGUUGAGGUUGUCAAUAGGAACAACCAAGCUUUUGAGAGGCAGCUAACAAAGCUUAGUUCUUUCAAUUUUAAGCAGAAUGGAGUGAAAUCAGGAAACAUGCCAAUACCCCCUGAGGAGUUCAGAUGCCCAAUCUCCUUACAGCUCAUGUAUGAUCCUGUCAUUAUUUCAUCUGGGCAGACAUAUGAGCGUGUGUGCAUUGAGAAAUGGUUUGGCGAUGGGCAUAGUACUUGCCCCAAAACACAACAGCAGCUCUCCCACCUCUGUUUAACUCCAAAUUAUUGUGUCAAAGGCCUGAUUGCUGGUUGGUGCGAACAGAAUGGUGUUCCAAUUCCAGAUGCCCCCCCAGAAUCUCUCGAUCUGAAUUAUUGGAGACUAGCUUUAUCAGAGCAAGAUGCUACAGAUUCCAGAUCUACAGGAACCAUCGACUCCUGCCAGAUGAAGGGUGUCAAGGUGGUUCCCUUGGAGGAGAAUGCUGCAAUAGAGGAUCUCAGUGUGGAUGAGAGUGUCAGUUUGGAAAAUGGCCCAUGUGAGGACCGUGAAGUGGAUGAGCUUGAAAGAUAUGAAAGCUUGCUAGGAGUGCUUAAUGAGCGUAAUGAUAUUGGGAAACAACAGAAUGCUGUGGAGCAGGUUAGGUUCCUAUUGAAGGACGAUGAGGAGGCAAGGAUCUAUAUGGGUACAAAUGGGUUUGUUGAGGCACUAGUCCGAUUUUUGAACUCAGCUGUCUGCGAAGGAGAUGAGAAAGCUCAGGAGGUUGGAGCAUUGGCACUUUUCAACCUUGGUGUUAACAAUAACAGGAACAAAAAAAUGUUGCUUAAUGCUGGAAUAUUACCCUUGCUUGAGGAGAUGAUACAAAACUCUGAGACCUGCGAGGCAGCCAUUGCUCUCUACCUCAAUCUCUCCUGCCUUGAUGAGGCCAAACCUGUCAUUGGGUCAAGCAAAGCUGUCCCUUUUCUGAUCCAGCUCCUCAAGGCCGAUAACUCUCGAAGUCACUCAUGCAAGCAUGAUGCCAUCUACACCCUAUUUAACUUGUCCACAUAUGCCCCAAACAUCACUUACCUCCUUUCCUCUGGCAUCAUUGAACAGCUCCAAUCGCUCCUUGCAGUUCCUGCAGGACCUCCAGGCUACACAUGGGGGGAGAAGGCCCUUGCUGUCUUCAUAAACCUAUCAUCAAACACUGCAGCAAAGAAACAUAUAAUAUCGACCGCAGGCUUGAUUGGGGCGAUCGCUGCGGUCUUGGAGAAUGGUGAGCCCAUUGAGCAAGAGCAGGCAGUGUCGUGCCUCCUAAUUCUGUGCUGCGACGAUGAGAAAUGUAGCCACCUGGUGUUGCAAGAGGGAAUAAUACCGGCUUUGGUGUUGGUGACUGCAAAUGGAACGCCAAGGGGGAGGGAGAAGGCACAGAGGCUUCUGAAGCUGUUCAGGGAGCAGCGGCAGCGCGAGAUGUCCCCUGUGCGGACUCAGCCGCAAGAGGUGCAUUCGGCAGUGACCAUUGGUGAUGGUGGGGGUGAGGAUGCAUAUGAACCAACAUCAUUGUCUAAAUCGAGAUCCAAGAGGCUUGGGAGGGCAUUCACAUCAAUGGCAUCAAUAUGGAAGUACAAGAAUCGUUCUAGGCAUCAAUACUAGAAUGUGUCUCAAUGCCUAUGUAAAUUGUUCUCGUAAUUUUAAUCUGUUUCUUUUACUCUGAAAGUAACCCUCCUGUGGCAUUUUCCUUUUGCCUUGGAGGAGAACGACUCAGAGAUGUACAGGCCUCCCAAAAUGGAGUUUCUCCUGAUUCCUUAAUUGUCUCUAAAUUGUUCAUUAGCUUGCUUAAGACCAGG